GUGAAAGAGGGUUAAGAAGAAGGAGAAAAAGAAUGUCGAUGACGACUUCAGAGGCGAGAUCGCCGGUACCGUUGUUGUUGAGAAGAGGAAGGUCUUCCACGGCGUUAGGGACGUCGGAAGAUAGAUCACCGUCGUCGCUACUGUUCAGAAGAAGGUCGAGCAAAGAUGUGAGGAACAUAACGUCAGUUUCUAGCAGUCUCUUGCCUGCGUUUGGGACAGUCAUCGAAAACGAUAAUAACCCUUCUUCCAAACCUUUCAUCGUUCUUCCUUAUGAUCGUCGUUACAGGUUGUGGGAAUUGCUUUUGGUGAUUUUGGUGGGUUAUUCAGCAUGGGCAUCUCUGUUCGAGUUAGCUUUCGAGAAAGCUGCUGAUGGAGCUAUUCCGACCAUUGAUCUCGUGGUUGACUUCUUCUUCGCCGUUGAUAUCAUCCUCACUUUUUUCGUUGCCUACUUGGAUACUUCUACUUACCUCAUCGUCGACGACCACAAGCUCAUCGCCAGACGGUACUUGAAGAGUGUGGCCUUUGUGAUGGACAUCUUAUCAACGUUACCGAUUCAGUUCAUUUAUAAAGCGAUAACUGGAAAUAUUGGACGUGGCCAAGCUUUCGCCUUCCUUAACUUGCUUCGCCUCUGGCGUCUCCGUCGUGUGGCUGAACUCUUUAAAAGACUAGAGAAGGACACACUUUUCAACUACUUCGUGGUCAGAGUCAUUAAACUUCUUUGCGUGACAAUAUUUUGGGUACACAUUGGGGGUUGCAUUUUAUUCUGGAUAGCCUACCAUUAUCCAAGGCCUAUAGAUACAUGGAUAGGAUCACAAGUUGAGGAUUUCAAGGAGAGAAGCAUAUGGCUAGGCUACACUUACUCAAUUUACUGGUCCAUUGUCACACUCACCACCGUGGGAUAUGGCGAUCUCCAUGCAGUUAAUACACGUGAGAAGACAUUCAACAUGUUCUACAUGCUUUUCAACAUUGGUCUCACCGCUUAUCUCAUUGGUAACAUGACCAAUCUUGUUGUCCAUAGCGCUCUUCGUACAUUCACCAUGAGGAGUGGGAUCAAUCAUAUACUACGGUACACUAGAAAGAAUAAGUUACCUGAUAUGAUGAGAGAGCAGAUGCUUGCACAUAUGCAGCUCAAGUUCAAGACUGCUGAGUUAAAGCAAGAAGAGGUUCUACAAGACUUACCUAAGGCCAUAAGAUCGAGCAUUAAUGAACAUUUAUUCCGCUCUGUGAUCGAGAAUGCUUAUCUUUUUAAAGGAUUCCCUGAUGGCCUCAUCAUCCAGCUAGUUUCACAUAUAAAAGCAGAGUAUUUUCCGCCAAAGAUGGAGUUAAUAUUGCAGAAUGAGAUUCCAACGGAUUUCUACAUACUUGUAUCUGGAGGAGUGGUAUACUUAAGUGUUAUAUAUAUGGUGAUGAAGGUAUUGGCUAAGUUAGGUCCAGGGGAUAUGGUAGGAGAGAUUGGAGUUGUCUUUAACAUUCCUCAGCCUUUCACUGUGAGGACAAGGAGACUUUCACAAGUUAUUCGAAUCAGUCAUCAUAAGUUUAAAGAAAUGGUUCAAUCUGAUGUUGACGACGCCAAAAUGAUCAUCACCAAUUUCAUGGCUUAUCUCAAGGGAUUAAAUGAUGAGUUGAAGAAAGAAAUCCCUUUUCUUAGAGAUUUAUUAGCUAAUGAAGAUGCUCAGGAAACGGUUCAGAGAGAAGAAUUACAACAAGGUAACAAUGAGGAGAUAGUUACGGUCUCGAGAGAUGGAUAUGAAAAUAAAGAAGAGCCAAAAAGAGAGGGAGUUUCCAAGAGAGUGAUAAUUCAUGGGCAUCCUCCUAAUGAAGAUAACAACAAGAAUAGUGAUUCCAAUGGUAGACUUGUCAUUUUGCCUGAUUCUCUCCCACUUCUGUUCGACUUAGCUGAGAAGAAGUUGGGGAAACGGGGAAGCACGAUUCUGAUGGCAAAUGGAGCACAUGUUGAACAGCUUGAUGCUCUACGAGAGAACGAUCAUUUAUAUAUUUUCUAACUAAAUUAAUAUAUUACAGUUUAAUAUACAUAUUUGUUAUCUUUCAUAUUAUGGCCUUCCUUCUUCUUUUUGACGUGUUGAACUAAUUCAAAAUGGACAAUAAUAGUAUAAAAC
Molecule: messenger RNA, 2117 nt
Organism: Eruca vesicaria subsp. sativa (arugula)
Lineage: Eukaryota; Viridiplantae; Streptophyta; Magnoliopsida; Brassicales; Brassicaceae
Source: the annotation of a GenBank genome assembly